This is a messenger RNA of Cavenderia fasciculata, 1050 nucleotides long. RefSeq lists its product as uncharacterized. The transcript has 3 exons. Bases 1 to 1050 code for a protein of 349 amino acids. The record is from RefSeq and is a predicted model, not a curated record. NCBI's taxonomy places the organism in Eukaryota, Evosea, Eumycetozoa, Acytosteliales, Cavenderiaceae.
AUGGAUUCGGAAAAAGAAAAUGACCAUGAUGAUGGAGCAGGUGAUGCAAUCAUAAUACCAUCAUUGUCACCUUCAAUAAUAGAAUAUAACCAAGAUGAUGAACAAUUGGUACCAGGCCAUCAUCGCCAUAGUCAUCAUCAUCAUGGAGAUAAAAAGAAAGCAAGAGAAAGAUUAUUGGAUGGAGCCGAUCGAUUGACUUCAUCCGAUGAAUCUACAACAUCACAUGACCAACAACAACAAGAUAGAGACAACGUUGAAAUGGAAGAUGUUGAAUUGGAAGAUCAACCAUUACCACCAUCCACUCAUCAACAAUCAAAACUAACAAGAUUUAGACAAUGGUUGGCUCCACUUGGAAACACAUUUCAUUUGGGAAUUGGCUUUUUAUUAGUUUUCUUUGGUUAUUCACCAACACAAAAUUUAACAACAAGUAUACAUCCAAACACUGGUAGUCUCAGUCUUGGUAUACUCUAUUUUGCAUUUGCAAUUGGUUGUUUAAUAUCACCUGUAUUAACAAAAAAAAUAGGUCUAAUUAAAUCAUUAUUUUUAUCUGGGAUAACAUAUUCAUUAUUUAUUGUUUGUUCAAUUGACGUACUUUGGUUUUUCUAUUUACCCUCUGCCUUUAUUAUAGGAAUUGGAGCAGCUGUUUUGUGGACUGCACAACCAACCUAUCUUAGUCGAGCAGCACCAAGUGAACAUGAACUUGGCAAAUACUCUUCGAUUUUCCAGACCAUUUACAGUGGCGGCGCUAUUUUUGGAAAUGCAAUGUCUGGAACAUUUACUGCGCUCAAUCUAUCGACUGUCACAAUGUUGAUCAUCUUUACAGUCGUCACCACCGUAGGAUCCUUCAUUUUAGCAUUCCUCAAACCGAUACCUGCAAAAUCAAAGGAAAAAGCUUUCAAUCUCAAACAAGGUAUUGCAGGUGUAUUCCUAAACUUAAAACAUACCGAUAUGUUACUACUCACUCCAUUUUUAAUUCAACAAGGUCAAUCGUAUGUUAAUUAUUAUAAUAAUUAUACAACAAACUACAGAGUUAACUCGAGUUUCCUCUAA